Molecule: messenger RNA, 970 nt
Organism: Rhizopus microsporus ATCC 52813
Lineage: Eukaryota; Fungi; Mucoromycota; Mucoromycetes; Mucorales; Rhizopodaceae
Exons: 6
Coding region: 130-819 (229 amino acids)
Biological process (GO): DNA protection
Molecular function (GO): 8-oxo-7,8-dihydroguanosine triphosphate pyrophosphatase activity
Source: RefSeq, a predicted model, not a curated record
UCAAGGAAAAGCACCAGGAUCAGUACGCUUUUUAUAUGAUGGUACGCGUAUUUUGAAUCACAAUACACCUAAUGAGUUGGAUAUGGAUGACGGUGAUAGUAUUGAUGUUAUGGUCGAGCAGAUUGGUGGAUGCUAACGAAGAAACCACAGAAUAAAGAUGGUGCAUAUUAUUUGUUUUAUAUGAAAAGGCAGUCCAUUUUAUAUACAGUUUUUUUUUUUUCUAUUCUUCUUCCCCUGCAAAUGUCAUUCAUUACAAGCAAAAAGCUACUUACACUCAUUUUAACUUUGAAUAAGAAAGAACAAAAAGUCCUCUUGGGGAUGAAAAAAAGAGGCUUUGGAGCCAACAAAUUCAAUGGUAACUAUAUUGUUUUUAUUCAUAACCAACAGUGUAUUCACACUCAAAUAAAAGGAUUUGGAGGCAAAGUUGAAUUAGGAGAGACAAUUGAAGAAGGAGCAAGAAGAGAACUAUUUGAAGAAGCAGGCAUUGAGGCUAUUGAUAUGAAAAAAGUUGCUAUCAAUUUAUUUACCUUUGAAGAUGAUCCGGUUGCGUUAGAGACGCACAUUUUUGUUGUUGAAUCAUUCAAAGGAGAGCCUAUAGAAACAGAGGAAAUGAGACCUGAAUGGUUUGACUAUAAGGACAUUCCUUUUGAUCAGAUGUGGACAGACGAUAAAUAUUGGUUUCCUUUUCUUCUUGAACAGAAAAAGUUCAUUGGAUACUUCCAUUUUGCACAAGAUCAAAAGACAAUUCUGAAGCAGCAGUUCAAUACUGUGGAUGAUGGGCAUGCAUUGACCGAAUUUGACUUGAAGUCAAUCGUGUAAUCUAGUGAAAUUAAAAACUGAUUAUUAUAGAAUAGAUUUUUGAAAGAAAUCCCUUGUGUUAAAUCGAGAGCUUUUGUAUUCAUAAAGGGAAAAUAGAUGAUGUUACUUGAUUAUUAAUAUUUGACUUUCUUGAAGCAUCCUUGAUUGAAUU